UCUCGCGACAAUUGUGUUUCCCGGUUACCUGGGGAAACGGGACUAGAACUCGAGUUAAACAUGUCGCUAGCUAGGCUACCGCGUUUAAAUAAAUUGUGUUUGUGAAUACUUCGUACCGGAGAAUAGGUGGAAAGUAAGUGAAGCUAAAAAUGCCAUCGCCGCAAGACCUCCAGCCAGUUCUCCAAAGGAAGGUUGACGAACUGUUCCUGUAUUGGUUGAGCGAGCCGGGCACUCAGGAAAUUCUGACAGAUUACCUGAGGAGAGUAAGGAACGGAGAGUCGAAUGAUUCGAUUUUGCGCGAUGGGAGAGACCGUAAGAUCGGUGAAAACGUUUCGUCCCCGAGGAAUCUGACGGAGAGAGCGUCGUCGUCUCCGGGCGGUUCUCACAGCCCCUCCUCCACAGCUCUGCCCUCUGGGAUUGGUGGGAAUGUUCGAGGUGCUUCCGGUGGCAGGACGCAGCACCGAUCUCUCGGCACCAAGAAGGCGCAGGUCAAGAAAGAGGAGCCAAUUACCCCGGCGCUAAGUGAAAGCAUUCCAAAGUUCUACUUCCCGCGCGGACGGCCGAGAGCCAACCUCAACAUUGACACACUCAUUUCUAGGAUUGAGAAAAUAUUUUCACAAUUCCCCAAUGAAAGGGCGACCAUUGAGGACAUGGGGAGCGUUGCCAAGGCCUGCGACUGCCCCCUCUACUGGAAAGCUCCAUUGUUCAACUCGGCUGGAGGCGACAGGACUGGCUGUGUGUCCGUUCACAAGUUCAUCGCCAUGUGGAGGAAAGUGCUGCAGACUUGUCACGAUGACGCAUCCAUAUUUGUUCACCUUUUGGCCAAGCCUGGCUGUAAUUAUCUGGAACAAGAAGACUUUAUUCCAUUCCUGCAGGAUGUGGUGAACUCGCACACCGGACUGGUGUUUCUGAAAGAAGCCUCAGAUUUUCAUUCUCGCUACAUCACAACCGUCGUUCAGAGGAUAUUUUACAAUGUAAAUAGGUCAUGGACAGGAAGAAUCACAUGUUCAGAACUCAGGAAAAGCAGUUUUCUACAGAACGUGGCCCUGUUGGAGGAGGAGGAUGAUGUGAACCAGCUCACAGAGUAUUUCUCCUACGAACAUUUCUAUGUCAUCUACUGUAAGUUCUGGGAGCUGGACACGGACCAUGACCUGUACAUCGACAAGAGAGACCUCACGCGGCACAACGACCAAGCCAUCUCCCACAAGAUGAUCGAACGGAUAUUCUCGGGGACAGUGACCAGGGACAAGAGAGUGCAGAGAGAUGGGAGAAUGAGCUACGCAGACUUUGUGUGGUUCCUCAUCUCCGAGGAGGACAAGAGAAGUGCCACCAGCAUAGAGUACUGGUUCCGGUGUAUGGACCUGGACGGGGAUGGGGUUCUGUCCAUGUACGAGCUGGAGCACUUCUACCAGGAGCAGUGCCAGAAGCUGGAGACCAUGGGCAUCGAGUCCCUGCUCUUUGAGGACUGCUUGUGCCAAAUGCUGGACCUGGUGCAGCCUGAGGUCCCAGGAAAGAUCACCCUCCAUGACUUGAAGAGGUGCAAACUGUCCCACGUCUUCUUCGACACGUUCUUCAACAUCGAAAAGUACCUGUACCACGAGCAGAAGGAUCCGUCCUCCGUCAGGGAAGGAGAGCCAGAGGGCCAGGACCUGUCGGACUGGGAGAGGUACGCUGCUGAGGAGUAUGACAUCCUCGUGGCAGAAGAGACGGCCAAUGAACAGUACAACGAUGGGUACGAGGACGCCAUCGACCCGAUCGAGCGCCACAUCGCUAACGAGCUGGGCCUGCACGCGGACAGGAGGCCCUAUUUUCAGAUUCCCGACCCGUAGGCCCCUCGCACAGGACCUGUGGGGUGUGCUGCCAGGUCACCACCACCACCGGCAGCAGCAGCGUGGCUUCGGUGAGCAGGGCCGUCUUCACGGGACGACGCUGGUGUUGUUUUCAGACCCUCGGUCAGUGACGGUGUUGUUUUCAGACCCUCGGUCAGUGAUGGUGUUGUUUUCAGACCCUCGGUCAGUGACGGUGUUGUUUUCAUACCCUCGGUCAGUCACGGUGUUGUCAUUGCCCCCCUACACCCUUCCACUUGGUUCUGUACCCUCCGUGAAACACGUCACGUUCACCCAGGUUUACAGACGCGGAGUCGCAGUAGACUUUUCAUUGGCCAGUAGGAGAGUGCUUUACCCGUUUGUACAUAGCUGUGCUUGUAGUAUUUGUAUUUAUUAUGCAAAUUUGUGAUUUUUUUUUUUUUUU
Molecule: messenger RNA, 2250 nt
Organism: Conger conger (European conger)
Lineage: Eukaryota; Metazoa; Chordata; Actinopteri; Anguilliformes; Congridae
Gene: ppp2r3b
Product: protein phosphatase 2, regulatory subunit B'', beta
Exons: 14
Coding region: 150-1829 (559 amino acids)
Biological process (GO): protein dephosphorylation
Cellular component (GO): protein phosphatase type 2A complex
Molecular function (GO): protein phosphatase regulator activity; calcium ion binding
Source: RefSeq, a predicted model, not a curated record